Messenger RNA from Amphimedon queenslandica, 427 nucleotides. Its product is annotated as ephrin type-A receptor 8-like. Gene Ontology annotation, molecular function: transmembrane receptor protein tyrosine kinase activity. Gene Ontology annotation, biological process: multicellular organism development; protein phosphorylation; positive regulation of kinase activity. The coding region runs from base 50 to 364 and encodes 104 amino acids. The record is from RefSeq and is a predicted model, not a curated record. The transcript has 3 exons. Gene Ontology annotation, cellular component: plasma membrane; signaling receptor complex. NCBI's taxonomy places the organism in Eukaryota, Metazoa, Porifera, Demospongiae, Haplosclerida, Niphatidae.
UUAUAAAAAAUAUUCGAGUGCUAGUGAUGUGUGGAGUUAUGGAGCUGUAAUGUAUGAGAUUUGGUCUUUAGGACAUAAACCAUUUGAAAACUCUACUAAUCAAGAAUGCAUUAGACUGGUUGAUUCAGGCUAUAGAUUACCACCUCCUCCAGGAUGUCCUAAACCAAUGUAUAAACUAAUGAUGCAAUGCUGGAAUCCUGAUACUCAUGAUCGUCCAAGUUUCUCAGAUAUAUCAUCAAGUCUAUCCUCACCUGAUAAACAAUUACUAAUGAUUAAUAAAGAGGAUCCUGUUACUGUACUGGGUGGAGCUUUAGAAACAAGCCACUCCCUCUACAAUGACUUACAGUACAUGUACAAAAACUGAUUGCAUUUUUAACUUGUGAUUUUAAUUGAUAUUACCAUGUGAUUUGGUGUUUAAUGUUAAUUA